AUGGCAAGGUAUGUUGCGAAAUAUAAGGACAACAGCGCGCGUUCGUUCCCCACCGCAUACACCUGCGGUCCGGAGUUUUGCAAAUAUCUCAGCAUUAUAUACGGUCUGGAGACAUCCGUGAUUUCAACCUGGACUUCUUUGGAAGUGCUCACUCUAAAUAGCAACAAUCUGACUACUCUUGGAGAAAUUAGCACUAUACCAAAUCUUCGCCUCUUUCGCAUCGGAGAAAAUCCCUGGCAUUGUGAUUGCCGUAUUAAAUGGAUGAAGCAGAUACAAAGCGUGCAGACAAGUCUUGUGAAGUGCAUGAGACCUGCAUUUCUUCAUGGAAAGACAAUGGACAAUUUAGAUGAAUCGUUGAUGAAAUGCUCUGGGAUCGAAAAGCGUGAUACUGUGUCUUGUGCUGAUGUCCACAUCUGUCCUCCAGCGUGUCUGUGCACUGAUAGUACAGUUGACUGCAGGGAUCGUGGCCUAUCGCAUGUGCCAGCCAACCUACCCAGCUCUACCACCGAAUUAAGACUGGAGCAGAACCAAAUCACAAUCAUUCCACCUAAAGCGUUCCAUAACUUGCGUAAAUUGAAGCGGCUUGAUCUGAGUAAAAAUAACAUCGUGGAAGUGGCUCCGUAUGCAUUUUAUGGAUUACAGUCCUUAAACUCUCUAGUACUCUACGGUAAUAACCUUACUGAUUUGCCUAUCCAAGCAUUCUAUGGCUUGAAUAAUCUUCAACUUCUUCUUCUUAAUGCAAACCAACUACGAUGUUUACGGAGUGGAACGUUUGAUCCACUAACAAAACUCAACCUAUUAUCUCUUUACGAUAACCAAAUCAAAUCCAUAAGCAAUUCAACAUUCUAUAAAUUACUGAACCUGCAAACGUUACAUUUGGCCAAAAAUCCUCUGAUAUGCGAUUGCAACAUGGAGUGGCUGGCAGAACUCCAGAAAGCUAAAGGCAUCGAAACAAGUGGAGCGAGGUGUGAGUCGCCAAGACGGGUAGCGAGAAAACGUUUUGCAAGCCUGCCCCGUGACAAAUUUCGAUGCAAAGGUUCGGAAGUCUACCAAACACACCGGGCCGAUCAGUGUUUUAUCGAUGCCGGUUGUCCACUACAGUGUGAUUGCCAAGACAAGAUUGUGGAUUGCAGUAACAAAGGAUUGACAGAAGUUCCCAAUGAAGUGCCACAGUUUGCAACAGAGCUCAACUUGAGCAAUAAUAAAAUCACUUCUAUUAGCUCCUCAAGUGGCCUCCACAGGCUUCAAAACCUGGUCAAAUUGUGCGUUUUUUUAAUCAUAUCUGGUUUAUCAUUGCCUUAUUUUACUACUAAGAUAUCUUUUAGAUUUCAGGGAUCUUUCCUCGAACAAGAUCACAAAUCGGUUUGUUAUAGAAAAAUUAGCGGCAACGACUUUUUAUGCAAUUGCCAAAUUUUGCCACUAGUUUCUUUUAAACUCGGUCAAAGCAAUGUAUGUGUGAAAAUUUCUAAUUUUUCAGACGUAUCUGAAAGCAUCUGUGCUGACAAUGGGGACUACUGCCCAUUGGGAUGUAGCUGUCAUGACACAAUUGUUCGAUGUUCGAAAAGGAAUUUGAGAGCAUUCCCAGUUUCACUUCCUGUUGAUACCACAGAAUUGUUCUUGGAUUCGAACAAUAUUGACGAAAUUUCGACUGAGGAAAUCAGCAGGCUUACAAACUUGGUAAAACUAGAUAUGUCACACAAUAUUGUGGAGUCUAUUGAAGACUAUACAUUUGUCAAUCUAACCAAAUUAUCAACACUUAUUCUCUCAUAUAAUAAAAUCAGUUGCAUUCAGCCACGUGCAUUCGCAGGCUUAAAUUCACUUCGGAUUCUUUCCUUACAUGGGAAUGACAUUUCACUGUUACCAGAAACUGCGUUUGAAUCUCUUGGAAACAUCACGCACAUAGCUAUGGGCAGCAACUCUCUUUAUUGUGACUGUCGGAUGUCAUGGUUCUCUCGGUGGAUUAAGACAAAAUUUGUAGAAGCUGGUAUCGCACUUUGCGUAGCACCUACAACUAUGGCAAAUCAGCUACUCCUCACUGCUCGUUCUCAUCAAUUCCAGUGUAGUGGAGUACCACCUGAUUGGAUUUCCAUGAAAUGCAACAAAUGCUUUGCUGAACCAUGCAAAAAUGGUGCCCUAUGCAAGAUUACAAGUGGUCGCAGCUACCAAUGCCACUGCGCUUCCGGAUACCAUGGAAAACAUUGUGAAGACAAAGUGGAUGCUUGUUAUGGACAUCCAUGUCUCAACAACGCUGUCUGUAAGGUGAUUCAAGAGGGCCGCUUUACGUGCAUUUGUCCAAAGGGAUUUAAAGGAGACCACUGUGAAGUGAACAUCGACGAUUGCGAAAUGAACAAAUGCCAGAAUGGAGCUCAAUGCAUUGACAUGGUUAACUCUUAUCGGUGUGAAUGCGCGCCUAUGUAUGGAGGAAAAUACUGCGAAGAGAAAUUGCAGUACUGCAGCAAGCAGUUGAAUCCAUGCCAGAAUGGCGCAAAAUGCCAGAGAACAGAGCUUGGCUACAAGUGCGACUGUUUGCCAGGAUUCACGGGUUACAACUGUUCAACGAAUAUCGAUGAUUGCAGGGAUCAUAAAUGUAGAAACAAUGGCAUAUGCGUGGACGGUGUUACAUCAUAUUCAUGCAAAUGUGUUAUGGGAUACACUGGGCAUUUCUGCGAUAUUCCUCCCAGUGUUAACGUUGCUUAUCCAAACACCGCUCAAUGUCAUACUUCUUUAUGUGGUCAUGGGUCUUGCUAUAACGACGAGAAAACGAAAGAAUAUGAAUGUCGAUGUUAUGAAGGCUAUAGUGGUGAAAGGUGCGAUCAGAUACAUUCCAUUGGACUUGCUCAUCAGUCCGCAUACGUUGCACUUGAACACUGGGAUGUAGAAGGUGGAAAUCUCACCUUCACGAUUCGAACAAGAAACAAAAGCGGUGUAAUUGCUUACUAUGGAGAUCACAGUUUUUUAUCAGCUGAACUCUAUGAUGGAAGAGUAAAGGUUGUAUUCUACAUUGGCAACCAUCCAGCAAGCCACAUGUAUAGCUUUCCAACUGUGAACGAUGGCUUGCCUCACAAAAUUGAAAUUAUUGUCCAAGGAAAGAAUUGUUCACUUUCAAUUGAUAAUAACACCGCACAGUCAGUGGAAAACGGUGGAAAAAUAGAAAAAUUUGAAAUCAACACCAAACAAAACUUAUACAUUGGUGGACUACCUCCUCAUCAAGCAACUCGUGUGAAAGCACAGUUCCACGUCAGACAUACUCAUAGCUUGAAAGGUACGUGCACCAAAAAUUUUCCAAAAUUUCCUGUACUUUUUUACACAGGUGUGGACUGCGGCAGAGGCAGCUGUCAGGUCAACAGGACAUCCAGUCGAGGAUUUCACUGCUAUUGUGAACAAGACUACUCCGGAAAAUUUUGCCAACAGCGGGCGAUUACCUGUAAUAAGGAGAAGCAUCGGCGACACCAUGUUGACGGUGAUUGUCGAUCAAUAGAAAUGAUCAGAAUUGGCGAAUGUGUUGGCUAUUGUGGGGAAGGAAAGAAUUGUUGUGAUGCUGUGAAAACAAAGCGAAGACCACUGAAAAUGAUGUGCCAGAUCGCCAUUAUAAAGAAUAUUCUGCGCUUAUUUUGCAUAAAAAAGCAGAUGAUUUCUCAAACGAAUUCUGUUCUGGGAAGAAAAUUUAAUCUAACAAGCGACGACGUUAACCGUAAUGGUUGGAAGAAGAGAUGA
Angiostrongylus costaricensis is the source of this 3714-nucleotide messenger RNA. NCBI's taxonomy places the organism in Eukaryota, Metazoa, Nematoda, Chromadorea, Rhabditida, Metastrongylidae. The record is from the annotation of a GenBank genome assembly.